Molecule: messenger RNA, 1539 nt
Organism: Rhagoletis pomonella (apple maggot)
Lineage: Eukaryota; Metazoa; Arthropoda; Insecta; Diptera; Tephritidae
Gene: Nsun5
Product: 28S rRNA (cytosine-C(5))-methyltransferase
Exons: 6
Coding region: 74-1393 (439 amino acids)
Biological process (GO): rRNA base methylation
Cellular component (GO): nucleolus
Molecular function (GO): methyltransferase activity
Source: RefSeq, a predicted model, not a curated record
UUAUACAUUGAGUGGAAAAUUUUCGAUGCAUCGAUGUUUUUCCGACAUUCUUAAAAGUCACGUGUGAAGCAAAAUGGAAGUUAAUAAGUUUAAUCAUUCGGUGAAAGUGCCUACACAAUACAAAAGAACUGCAGCAGUUUUAAAAUCUGCGUUGGAUCGUAAAAAAUCACUGAAGUCACUAAUUUUUGAAGAGAAACAUGUGCGCAUGCGAGGCAUGCAAGCGGUGUUAAAGCAAUAUAUUGACAACCGAGUGGCCAUUGACAACGCCAUUGAACAGACAAGGCUUUUAGAAGACAACCCACGUUUAUGUCCUUUCCUCUGCAAGAUUCUCGUAACAGAACUAAUUUUCGGACGGAAAACGUUAAACGGUGAAAGUAAACCCGUACAUACUGUUCGCAAUUAUCGGGAAAAACUUUUUGAAAUAUUGGGUGCUUCUGUUAAUGAAUCAAGGGAAACUAAAGUUUUGAAGCCUCGCUAUGUACGUGUUAAUACAAAUUUGGUCAGCUUGGCUGAAGUCUUUGAAAUGUUGGCGAAUGAGCAAUGGCGUCGAAAAGAAAAGUCCGACUUUGAAUCUUAUAAUGAUUUCUUAGCCGCUAUCGCUUCACUUGGGGAGGAUGAAUACAUAGAGGAUAUACAUUUAGACGACCUUUUGAUAUUCCACUCUAAACAGAAGCAUUACUGGGCGUGCCAUCAGUUUGUCAAAGAUAAAAAAUUAAUGCUUCAGGAUAAAGGUACUUGCCUGGUAGCGGAGCUCCUGCGCCCACCACCCGGUUCCAUUGUACUUGACUUGUGUGCAGCACCGGGAAUGAAAACAAUACAUGUUAGUAAUGUUAUGAAAAACAAAGGGACUAUUUACGCUAUUGAGCAGAGCUCAGAUCGCUACCGACUACUAUGUAACAUGACUCAAUCUGCCGGCUGUGAAAUAGUCAACUGCAUUCAUGCGGACGCAUUAGCUAUUGAUAGCACCCAAUGCCCAGGCGUUGAGUACAUACUCGUGGAUCCAUCAUGCUCCGGUUCUGGUAUGCAAAACCGGAUGUCGUUAGAUCCAGAUGAAAAAGAUCCUAGACGCUUGAAACAGCUAGCUGGUUUACAAAUCAAAAUGCUAUCGCAUGCCUUAAGUGCAUUUCCAAAUGUGAAACGCAUUGCAUACUCUACAUGUUCUCUAUUUGAAGAAGAGAAUGAACAAGUGGUUCAGCGUUGCCUUCAAUUAAAUCCACAAUUCAAGUUGCUAAGUGGUAAGAAAGCCUUGCGCAAUAAAUGGAAUCAUGUCGGUAAUGCUUCCUAUAAGAAGAUUGGUAAAAAUUGUCUUUACACCAGGCCAGACCAGGACCACGCUGACGGAAUAUUCAUAGCAAUAUUUGAAAAACAACGCAUAGACGAUGAUACAGAGUAAUAUCUUCAAAUGAAUUCAUGCAAUUAAAAUAUUAUUUUUCUAAAAUGUGAAUGGAAAUGUAUACAUAUGUAUAUAUGAAUGUAUGUAAGGGGGGAUCCAUCUAGACCUUUGUUGUUUUAAUUUUAAAUAAAACACUUAAAACUGGA